AUGGGCAAGAAGCAGACUACGCCGCCCGGCGCGAAGAAUAAGAAGGCUGGACCUUUCAACUCGGCACCGGCAUCACCUCCCGUCUCCGACCCAACCACCCUCCCGGCUCCACUGGCUGCCCCGUCCACUCUCGGUGCCCUCAGUGACGAUAUCAUUUCUGUAAUUAUUGGAGUUAUUGGUUCUAUGGCCAGCGACCCGGAAGAGGAGCGGUACUAUCGACUCUCUUCUGACGGUGAAGAAUCGUCUGGAUAUGAUGAAAGCUUCCCUGCCCACAAUGUUUCGGAGCUUCCUUUACUCGCCCCAUCCUCCGUUGUUCUUGCGGAAGAAGGGGUACACAACGGAGGCCACGGCAGCGGCUCAGAUGGCACGGCUUCAACCAAGAAAUUCCUCUCAGCAACCGUCCCCGCCGAUGCCACGCCGUCCGGUGUAACAUUGUCUGUUCCUACUGACGAUGGUACCGCUUCAGACGCUGGCCGCCCGGCGACACAAGAAGAGCAUCGUCCUACCCCAGCGUCCGCUGCGCAAGAGCCUAACGAGACAGCACAGGAACCCACUGUCGUCGUAGACGGAAACGUCAAGCAAGAUCUGGUGCGCCUUCUCGCAGAGUCCUGCGACGUCUUCAACAACAGUAAGGAGCUCCGAGCCGGUCUCGCCGACGAGAUCAACGACUGCCUCGCGAAGCUCACCGACACUCAAACCCUGGUCUCGUACCUCCUCGCGGACCCACCGCCGCGCCCAGACUCUGAGGGCCUCAUGGACCGUGUCGACGAAGUGAUGAACCGUGUCCCGCCGUUCAUCUGGUACCUCGUUGAUCAUAUCACCGAAGCCUCUCCCGAGUGCAAGAUCGACAGCAUCACCCAGGUCCUAUACUCGUACGUCCUCACUCCGGAAGAGCUGUGCUGGGUUCAGGUCCAGGCUACGAUCGCCAGGCUGGAGGCUGUCAAACCGCAUGGGCGCGCGGGAAAGCGCUCAAAGCGCGGCGUACGAGGUGGGACCAUUGAAGAUCCUCCGUCGCUGGAAGAGCGGGUUGUCGAUCCGGAAAGCGCGGAGGUCGUUCCGCCGGAGGAUUCCGCUCCCGCAGACACCAUUUCAGCCCGUCCGAAGCAGAGGGGCCGUCGGAUCCGAGUUCUUCUGCUUGUCGAGAACAAGCGCACCGGAAACCCCAUUCCUCAGCUCUUGGACUACGGUGAUGAGUUCCCCGACGACAUCAACAUUGUUUUCGUUGGGGUCAGGAUUUCCGAUAACGGUGAAGGUCUCCAGGCCAUAUUUCUGCGUCGCGAGUACGACGAUGAAGGGGGUUUAGAAAUGGUGGUAAUCCGCGAAGAUGGCCAGAAGGAGGUUUUGUCAGAGACGACCGAGGGUGCCUACGUCCCUGUCCAUAGUCGUUUCUUCAUCCAGAUGCUCUUGGACGUUCUAGACCUUCAUCACAGCCACGCGCAGACCCCCAACUAA
This is a messenger RNA of Epithele typhae, 1452 nucleotides long. RefSeq lists its product as uncharacterized. NCBI's taxonomy places the organism in Eukaryota, Fungi, Basidiomycota, Agaricomycetes, Polyporales, Epitheliaceae. The record is from RefSeq and is a predicted model, not a curated record. Bases 1 to 1452 code for a protein of 483 amino acids. The transcript is spliced from 9 exons.